AGUGUGGCUGCCGUCAGCCACAGUCAUGCAGUUUUGAGAUAAUUUAUGGUUCAAGUUACGAUAAAUAAGCUAAGAAUAUUUUAUUUUUAAUAAUGUAUACGUUAAGCGCGCAUUUAAAUGGUUUACAGAAUAUUUCCAGGGUGGAACCAAUGUUUAGUUUGUUGUUUCGGGGUUGACAAUAUUUUCAGUUGCACGCCACACUUGAUAGGCGGCAGCAUGCUAACCGCUAUCAUUCGUUGGUAGAGCUAUGCAGACGCAUGCAACGACGUUUGCCAGCUGCGGAAAGGAGUGACACUGCAAGAUGUGUUUUUUAUUAACCCCUGCAAGUUAAUGCGGCCAAUGAGGUAUGCAAUGUGUGUGUUUAUGUCGUGAUGGGAAAUAAGAUGUUUGUUUGUGACAGAACUGUCGAGUCUAUGGUGGUCACGGGUAAUUUGUAAAUGCAAAUUUUCUCACGGCACCGUUGGUGGCACCUGUGUGCAAUAAAUGCCAGUCAAAAUUCAAGAACGCCUUGUGUCCGUUUUCAACUUGGAGGGAGUUACAGUGAGAACUCAAUCUGCUCGACAUAAGGCGAGGAGACAAGGACCUGUGCCUUUCACCCACUGAGCAAGAGGAAAUUCAUCGCACUAUAGCAUCAUACAGAUAAGACUGUGCAUACACCAGUAACCUAAGCAGCAAGAAGUUGCAGUUUCUGUGGAUGAUCCUUUAAGUGAUACGUUUAAAUCAAGUUAAAUGUGAAGAAGUGGAUCAAUUCUGGCAACUGCUUUAAAGGAACACUAUAAGAACUGAAACCUUUAAGUAAUCUGGUGCUCUGCAUAUGUUCUUUCUAAGUUUAUGGUUUUGUCCAAUUAAGAUUUAGAGGACGUGAAGUCAUUUACCUUCUGGUAUUUGGAUGCUAGAAGUGUUGUAGAACUAAGUGCUGCGUCGUAUGCGUUGUUGACUCAAGAUGGUAUUCAUUUAGAUAUUCCAUUAAGGUUUAAGGUGUUGUACAUUUUGAAGGUAUUAUAUGAAGCUCAUCUAAAGGCAAGGUUAAGCUUGUAGCUAUUAUUGUUUCAGGCAAUUGAGCUGGUAUAUUGUUCAACGCAUGUCUGUCAAGGUACAGCUGUAAUUUAUUUGUAAUUUAAGUAAUAAGUAAACAUUGCAAAUGGAUCAAAUGACUGAAUAUGAAACUAAGCAUGGCGACUUACUUGAGGGUAGUAGUGCCACAAAUGUACAGCAGUCACGUGAAGAGGAGCUACGAAGAGGUCAGAGACAUCGAAAGCUUACUGAGAAGGCUCAGCAACUGUAUGACGAUAAGUUAAGAAAACUUCAGCAUCGUUUCACUACAACUUAUGAUAAGUGGAAAGCAACCGCCAAGCAAGUUAAGAAAAUGAUAAUGGGAGCCCCCUCUGUUGAGGUUGUUAAGGAUUUGAUAUAUAAGUUAAGCUGUGCAUCAGCAAAUGUGAAACAUGCAUAUGAAGAUUUGCGCAAAUGUGCUUCCCCAGACAGUGAGAUCCGUCGUAGAGUAGAUACCUGUGACGCAUUGUCUAAAAUAAUCUUGGACAAUGCAACCACUUACCUUCAGAAGAAAGAUAACGAAGAUGUUCAGACAGAGGAUUUAGUCUGGCCUGAGUCUAGUUCAGUGCUUUCAUCUUCAGCUUCUCAAGGCACAAGUAAAGGCCCUCAAAUGAGUUUAAGCUCUGCAAGCAGUUCCAGCAUAAGGUCACAAAGGUCAAGCUUUUUCUCUAUUAAGAGACAAGAGGCCGUAGCAGAGCUGGCUGCCACACAAGCUGUACUAAAGGUCCUGCAGGACAUAGAAUGUGAAGAGCAAGAACUAGAAGACCUUGAAGAAGAAGAUAGAAAGAGGAUUGCAUUACAAGAGGAAGAAAAUGUGGCAAGAAAGAAAGCACUGGAAGAGAAGCGCAGACAAAUAGAGCGCUUACAGACUGUUAAGAAGAUAAGUGCAGCAAAGGCACGGCUCCAAGUUUAUGAACAAGAUGCAAGCUCAGAUGAGGAAAUAACAGAGCUACUUCAUAACCACGUGGCUCAGCAACAUAGAGCUCCAGGAGCUACAAGGAGUCCACGUGAGCGUACUGUGAUACACCAAGCAGAUAGUGUCACAGUCCUUGCUGAAGCAAUAGCAGAGUCUAUUAAUGUAAGCCGUCUCCCAACACCUGAACCGUCUGUCUUUAUGGGAGACCCACUAAGAUACAACGAUUGGAAGAUGUCAUUUCAAACCCUAAUAGGCAGAAAAAACAUUCCAGUAAAUGAAAAGGUUUAUUACCUUCGUAAAUAUGUUGGUGGACCUGCUAAAAGGGCCAUCGAAAGUUAUUUCCUACUAGGAACAGAUGAAGCUUAUAACUCAGCAUGGGAUAUCCUGGAAGAAAGAUUUGGAAGCUCAUUUGUGAUAGCUAAAGCUUUCAAGGAUAAGCUUGCAGCAUGGCCCAAAAUUGGACCCAAAGACAGUGUUGAGCUGAGGGAUUUUUCAGACUUUCUUAGAGGCUGCCAAGCUGCAAUGUCUCAGAUUAAUAGUCUGGAAGUAUUGAAUGAUUGUGAUGAAAAUCAAAAACUUCUAACAAAACUGCCAGAUUGGCUAGUAGCCAGUUGGAAUAGGAAGGUGAGUGAGAUAGAAGAAACGUGUAAUGUGUUUCCUACUUUCAGUCAGUUUGUGGAAUUCAUCACAAAGGAAGCAAAAAUAGCUUGCAAUCCAGUAACUUCUCUUUAUGCUCUGAAGUCCAAUGAUGUUGGAAAAAUAAAGACGACAAAGGCACGAAACAUUGGUGCAAAGGUGCUUGUGAGCAAUUCGGAAGAGAAUGUAGAACGCAUGAGAUGCGCCUUUUGUGACAAAAGCAAUCAUGGUAUUCAGACAUGCUGGAGAUUCAAGGAAAACCCAGUUGCAGAACGUGUUAAAUUUGUUCAGACAAAGAAGUUGUGCUUUGGAUGUUUACAACCAGGACAUCAUUCAAAGACUUGCAAAAAGAGGAGCGUUUGUGAAACAUGUAAGGAAAAACACCCAACAUGUUUACAUGAAAAUCGCGAAAGAGCAACCAGAAGGGAGAAAGGCAGCAAUGAGCAUGUGGAUAGUGUAAAAAACUCAAAUUACGCUAUGUCAAUGGAAAGAAUAGAGAGCAAACACACCCCUGAACCAUCAAAUGAAGCUACAUCAAACAGAGUAGUGCAAGGCAUGGACAGUAUGUACACUUCCACAGUUGUCCCAGUUUGGUUGUCUGCCUCAAGUAACCCAGAGAAUGAAAUUCUUGUAUAUGCACUACUUGACAACCAAAGCGACACCACAUUCAUUAUGCAAGAUAAGAUAGAAGCUUUGGAUAUGAAAGGGGAAGCUGUGCAGUUAAAACUCUCCACACUUUCAUCCAGAAAUACAAUCAUUCCAAGUAAAAGGUUAGUUGGACUGCAGGUGAGAGGUUUCUAUUCAUCAAAGAGAAUUUCUCUCCCUGUAACCUAUUCAAGAGAGUUCAUCCCUGCCAAUCUAAGUCACAUUCCUACACCAAAAACGGCAAGAGCUUGGCCACACCUAGAGCAUCUUGCCGAGGAGAUUGCUCCAUUUAUUGAGUGUGAUGUAGGGCUUCUCAUAGGAUACAACUGUCCACAGGCUUUGCUACCCCGUGAGGUUGUCCCAGGCAAAGAUAAUGAGCCAUUUGCUCAAAGGACAGAUCUUGGUUGGAGCAUAGUCGGUUGUGUUAGCCCCUGUGUCGACUAUGGUGAUGCUAUAGGAAGCAGUCAUAAGAUUGUCGUGAAGUCAGUGAAACCUCAUCUACAGACGUCUAAGAAGCUCACAAAUGAAGUGAAAUACAUAUGUCGAACCCAAGUUAAGGAGUUCAUUUCACCACCGGAUGUGCUGAGGAUGCUUGAGUCUGACUUCAGUGAGAAAAGAGUAGAGGAUGCUAAUUUAUCUCAAGAAGAUUUGCGUUUCCUAACCAUAAUGGAAAAGGGAAUCAAAGUCAAAGCAGAUGGUCACUGUGAAAUGCCACUUCCCUUCAAGAAAGAUCGACCAAGCCUCCCAGACAAUAAGGCAUGUGCAGUUCACAGGCUUCGAUGCUUGAAAGAAAGAUUUGAAAGAGACAAACAAUAUCAAAGGGACUACACGACCUUUAUGAGUGAAAUCAUAACAAAUGGGGAUGCAGAAAGGGUCCCUAUAGGAGAACUUAACAACAGUCCUGUGUGGUACAUUCCUCAUCACGGGGUGUAUCACCCACACAAGCCAGAGAAAAUACGGGUUGUGUUCGACUGCUCAGCAAGAUUCAAAGGCGUGUCAUUAAAUGAUCACCUUCUCACUGGACCAGAAUUGACGAACAGCCUGAUAGGGGUUCUCUGCCGCUUUCGCAAGGGACAAGUUGCUAUAAUGUGUGAUAUAGAGCGUAUGUUCCAUCAGUUUCACGUCAAAGCAGAGGACCAGGAUUACUUGAGAUUUCUCUGGUGGGACGGUGGAAACUUCCAGGCUCCACCAUCAGUCUAUCGCAUGCGAGUGCACCUAUUUGGAGCCGCCUCUUCCCCUGGUUGUGCAAACUUUGGCUUGAAACAUGUUGCCGCCCAAGGACAUGGUCACUAUAGUGAAACAACCAUUCAGUUCAUUGAACGAAACUUUUACGUGGACGAUGGGCUCACAAGUGUCUCAACCAAGGAUGAGGCCAUCAAGUUAGUAAAGGAAGCAAGGCAACUUUGCAGUGUUGGCAAACUGCGAAUUCACAAGUUCAUUUCUAACAAUCAUGAGGUGCUUGCAUCCAUUCCAGAGAGCGAACGAGCAGAUUCAGUACGGAAUCGAGACUUGGUUCUUGGUGAGUCUCGAAUUGAGAGAGCUCUGGGCAUCAAAUGGUGUAUUGUUUCAAACCAGUUCCAUUUCAGAGUGAUUGUGGAAGAACGCCCACUUUCUAGAAGAGGAGUCUUAUCGACUGUAGCAUCCAUCUAUGACCCUCUUGGCCUUGUGGCACCAUUUGUUCUGGUUGGAAAGCAAAUACUCCAACAGAUGUGUAAAGACAAGGUUGGAUGGGAUGAGCCACUGUCAGAAGAGCUUAAACCACGGUGGGAGUCUUGGCUGGCAGAUUUAAGGAACCUGGCUGACAUCAAAAUUCAGCGUUGUUAUCUUCCAGAAGGUUUUGAGAAAGUUGAAAGAUAUGAGCUGCAUCAUUUCUCAGAUGCGAGUGUUAAGGGGUACGGUGAAUGUUCUUACUUGAGAGCAAUCAGUGUCUCAAACCAAGUCCACUGCUCUCUAGUAAUUGGCAAGGCCAGGGUGACUCCUACAAAGGUCACCACUGUACCCAGGCUUGAGCUGUCAGCAGCAGUCAUUGCCGUGCGAAUGAGUGAGCUGCUUAAAAGGGAGUUGGAAGUUCAAACCAAGGAAUUCUUCUGGACAGAUUCGAAGGUUGUUCUUGGAUACAUAAACAACGAUGCUAGAAGGUUUCACAUAUUUGUGGCAAAUCGUAUUCAGCGUAUCCAAGAAGUCUCCAAUUCGGACCAAUGGAGAUAUGUGACUUCUGAGAACAAUCCAGCUGACCAUGCAUCACGGGGUCUGACAUCAAAGGGACUAGUUACUUCCAACUGGUUCACCGGUCCAGAUUUUCUCUGGCAAGAUAAACUUCCUACUGAUGACACUAAGGUGGGAGAGUUGGGAGUUGAAGAUCCAGAACUUCGUAAGACUUUUGUCCAUAAGAUACUGACCACAGAAGAUUCGUUGCUCAAUCAUUUCUCAAGGUUCUCAAACUGGAUAAGGCUAGUUAAGGCCAUUGCACGACUCAUACGAUGUGUCAAAGAGCUCAAGGGUCUGAUAGACAGAACAAACGAAGCCACCAGUCUUGAGGAGAGAAAAGAGGCAGAGUUUUUCAUCAUAGCCGCUGUCCAAAACGACCUGUUUUCUGAAGAAAUCAAAGACUUGAAAUCGAAGAAGACAAUAAAAGGAGAUCGUGCAAAUAGAUUGCACAAACUGAAUCCCUUCUUGGAUGAAAAGGGUGUGUUAAGAGUGGGAGGUCGGCUGAAGUAUGCAGAUUUACACCCACACAUCAAACAUCCAGCGAUCCUGCCGAGCAAAACCCACAUAUCAAGGUUACUGAUUGAACACUUCCAUCAAAGGGUUCAUCACCAGGGACGUGGGAUAACUAUGAAUGAGCUACGAUCGAAUGGCAUUUGGCUAUUGGGAUGUAGUCACGCAGUGUCUUCCUACAUCUACAAGUGUGUCAAAUGCAGAAAAUUCAGAAGGAAUGCUGAAGUGCAAAGAAUGGCAGAUUUACCGCAUGAAAGAGUUGAACCAUCGCCCCCCUUUGCCUAUUGUGGAAUGGACUGCUUUGGCCCGUUCUACGUUAAGGAAGGAAGAAAGGAACUUAAACGCUAUGGUCUGCUAUUCACAUGUCUGUGCUCGCGUGCUGUGCAUAUAGAGCUUCUCGACGACUUGACCAGUGAUGCCUUCAUUAAUGCUCUUCGAACCUUUAUAGCCAUACGUGGAAAUGUUCGACAACUUCGGUCAGAUCAGGGCACCAACUUUGUUGGAGCAAGACGAGAGUUUUUGGAGUCUGUAAAGAAAAUGGACCAAGAAAGCCUAAGACAAAUAGGUUGUGAAUUUGUCAUGAACCCAGCAUCUGCCAGCCAUAUGGGUGGGGUCUGGGAAAGACAGAUCAGGACGAUUAGAAGUGUUUUGACAUCUAUUCUUGAUCAUUCAUCUCAAAGACUUGACACUUCAUCCUUGCGUACCUACCUUUAUGAAGUCAUGGCAAUCAUAAAUAGUAGGCCCUUAACAACUCACCUGUUGAAUGAUCCCACUGGUCCACAGCCCCUUACGCCAAAUCACAUCCUGACCAUGAAGUCUUCAGUGGUUUUACCACCACCUGCAGCGAGGAAAAUGGUGCAAACCUCAAAGAAAUGCCAAAACCAAUGA
This is a messenger RNA of Nothobranchius furzeri (turquoise killifish), 6856 nucleotides long. The record is from RefSeq and is a predicted model, not a curated record. NCBI's taxonomy places the organism in Eukaryota, Metazoa, Chordata, Actinopteri, Cyprinodontiformes, Nothobranchiidae.